UGCUGGUCACUGGACUAGGCCUAUUCCUAAUGGACUCUUUCCCAGUCACUAGUACCGGAGUCCUCCAAACGCCAGGGGCCGCUGUAGGAAAGGCCUGGUUUUCUUCCCACAACACCCAGCAACCCCAGCGGUGCCCUUUGACCCAGAGAAGCUGCUGCCCAGAGUUAAGAUGGCGGCCUCAGUGGCAGCUGCCGCUGGGCAGCUUCGACGCGCCAUUCGAAGGUCGCCAGCAUGGCCGGGCCCCAGCUGUCGGCCGCUGUCAUCUGGGCCUCCUCCAGCCAAGGCCGCUGCCGUUCGGAACGCCUUCCUAAGCUUCUUUCGGGACCGCCAUAGCCACCGGCUGGUGCCCUCCGCUUCCGUGAGACCCCGCGGCGACCCGAGUUUGCUUUUCGUCAACGCCGGCAUGAACCAGUUCAAACCAAUCUUCCUGGGUACUGUGGAUCCACGAAGUGAGAUGGCUGGCUUCCGGCGUGUGGCCAACAGUCAGAAGUGUGUGAGGGCUGGAGGACGCCACAAUGACCUGGAGGAUGUGGGCCGAGACCUCUCUCAUCAUACUUUCUUUGAGAUGCUUGGCAACUGGGCCUUUGGAGGUGAAUAUUUUAAGGAAGAAGCUUGCAGCAUGGCCUGGGAACUGCUAACUCAAGUCUAUGGGAUCCCCGAGGACAGGCUCUGGGUCUCCUACUUUGGUGGUGACCCAAAGACAGGGCUGGAGCCAGACUUGGAGUGCAGGGAUAUCUGGCUCAGCUUAGGGGUGCCUGCCAGGCGUGUGCUUUCCUUUGGACUAGAGGAGAACUUCUGGGAGAUGGGGGUUACUGGGCCCUGUGGGCCUUGCACUGAGAUUCAUUAUGACCUGGCUGGUGGAGUGGAAGCCCCCCAACUGGUGGAGCUUUGGAAUCUGGUCUUCAUGCAACACAACAGAGAGGCGGAUGGAAGCCUGCAGCCCCUGCCCCAGCGGCAUGUGGACACAGGAAUGGGCUUAGAAAGGCUGGUUGCUGUGCUCCAAGGCAGACACUCCACCUACGAUACUGACCUCUUUUCCCCACUACUUGACGCCAUACAUCAGGGCUGUGGGGCACCCCCUUACUUGGGCCGGGUAGGGGCAGCAGACAAGGGGCGCACAGACACGGCGUACCGAGUGGUGGCCGACCACAUCCGCACACUCAGUGUCUGCAUUGCUGACGGCGUUUCUCCUGGGAUGUCAGGUGCCCCGCUGGUUCUGCGUCAGAUCCUUCGCCGAGCUGUGCGCUUCUCUACAGAGGUGUUGCGGGCACCUCCUGGCUUCCUAGGCAGCCUGGUGCCUAUAGUGGUGGAGACACUGGGAGACACUUACCCAGAGCUGCAGAAGAACUCCACCCAGAUAGUCAACCUGGUAUCAGAGGAUGAGGCAGCCUUCCUGUCCUCUCUUGAGCGAGGUCGGCGUAUCAUCGAUCGGACCCUGAAACGCCUGGGGCCUACGGAUAUGUUCCCUGCUGAAGUGGCCUGGUCCUUGUCCAUGUCUGGAAACCUGGGGCUCCCCCUGGACCUGGUAGAACUGAUGCUGGAAGAGAAAGGAGUGCAGCUGGAUUCCGCUGGACUGGCAAGGCUGGCCCAGGAGGAGGCCCAGCACCAGGUGCAGCAGGCUGAGCCAGUUCGGGAGCAUGGACUGCAGCUGGACAUCCAUGCAUUGGGGGAGCUGCAGCGCCGAGGGGUGCCCCCAACGGAUGACAGCCCCAAGUACAACUACUCUCUGCGGCCCAGUGGGGAUUAUGAUUUCAGUGCCUGUGAGGCCCAGGUGCUCCAGCUGUAUACAGAGGAUGGGACAGCUGUGGCCUCUGUGGGGGGCGGCCAGCGCUGUGGCCUCCUUUUGGACAGGACCAACUUCUAUGCUGAACAGGGCGGGCAGACCUCAGACAGAGGCUACCUGGUACCCGUGGGGCAGCAGGAUGUCCUAUUCCCAGUGGUCCGGGCCCAGGUCUGUGGAGGCUUCGUUCUGCAUGAGGCAGUGGCUCCCGAGUGCUUGCAGGUGGGGGACCGGGUGCAGCUACAUGUGGAUAAGGCCUGGCGUCUGGGCUGCAUGGAGAAACACACCGCCACCCACCUGCUGAACUGGGCACUGCGGCAAACCCUGGGCCCCAGCACAGAGCAGCGAGGUUCCCACCUCAAUCCUGAGCGGCUACGCUUCGAUGUGACAAUCCAGGCGCCCCUGACCCCAGAGCAGCUCCGGUGCGUGGAGGACACCGUGCAGCAGGCUGUGGAGCAGGAUGAGGCCGUGUACAUGGAGGAGGUGGCCCUGGAACUCACGGCCCACGUCCCUGGCCUGCGCUGUCUGGAUGAGGUGUAUCCAAACCCUGUGCGGGUGGUGUCCGUGGGGGUGCCUGUGGCCCAGGCCCUGGACCCAGCCUCCUCAGCUGCACUGCAGACUUCUGUGGAGCUGUGCUGUGGGACGCACUUGCUCCGCACAGGGGCAGUGAGGGAUCUCGUCAUCAUUGGGGAGAGGCGGCUCACCAGGGGCACCACACGCCUCCUGGCUGUCACCGGGGAACAGGCCCAGCAGGCCCGAGAGGUAGGCCAGAGCCUGACCCAGGAGGUGGAAGCAGCUGUGGAGCGCUAUAGUCGGGGCAACCAGGAUGUGGCAGAGGCGCAGAGGCUGUCCAAGGACAUAGGACGGCUCUCUGAUGCUGUGGACACCGUCAUGAUGCCCCAGUGGCAGAGGCGGGAGCUUCAGGCCACACUGAAGGCACUCCAGCGGCGCAGCAACACUGUGAUCCGGAAGCUAGAAGUGGGGCAGGCUGCGCAGAAGACACAGGAGCUACUGAGGCAGCACUCAGAGGGCCCGGUGAUCGUGGACACCAUUUCUGCUGAGUCCCUCUCGGUGCUGGUGAAGGUGGUGCGGCAGCUGUGUGAGAAGGUGCCUAGCACAUCUGUGCUGCUGCUCAGUCCCCAGCCUGUGGGGCAUGUGCUUUGUGCCUGCCAGGUGGCCCAGGAUGCCACACCAGCCUUCACAGCAGAAGCCUGGGCACUGGCUGUUUGCAGCCACAUGGGGGGCAAGGCCUGGGGCUCUCGAGUGGUGGCCCAGGGCACCGGAAGCACCGCUGACCUAGAUGCUGUCCUCAAUAUAGCCCGAACCUACGCCCUCAACCAGCUCUGACCCAGGAGCCCCCGGGGACACAAGUGGACUAAAGAGAUGGACUAGGCUAGUGCUCAGAGCCUUGACGGAGCCAGUGGAACACACUUGUAGGCUAAAGCUAAGGACUAGACUGGAAGCCAAGCAGCAGAGCCAUGGAAAGUUGACCUGAGCCAUGUCCUGCUUGGAAAAAAGGAACUGAGAUACUGAGAGGGUGGAAGUGAACACACAUACAAGGUGAGUAUGAGGAUACCAGUUCUGGCUGUGAUUACUUAUUAAACAGUAUUUCACAGAGGCUAGGAAGCUCCAGACAGAUGUUUUGCUUAAUAAAGAGAAGACCAUCCCAUCCCCAGCAACCUGGAAUAUGGGUGCCAACUUGGGCACACAUACCUAUCACCAGCCUGGUCCACCAUACUGGGUGGGAAGGCCACCAUGAAUCCAAAUCAGAAUGUCCAAGGACGUCUUCAUCGUCAGAAGUGCCCCGACAAGUUCUCCAAGGUACACAGAAAGGCCCAUCCUAGUCCCGCCCCAGUUCCAGGAAUGUCAAGUGAAAGUCACUAUGGGGGCAGACCCUUGCUGCUAUCCCUUAUCUCAUUAAUGAUGACUUUUUAAUGAAGACCCUGCUGUUUUUGUUGCUAAAUUGAGCAACAGCUACUAAUCAGUUGCUGAAAAUGUGUCAUGAAUCCAGCAGAUAGUCCUGCCCUUGUGAACUUACUUUAGUGGGGAAAUGGACAAUAAAGAGAAAGAAUGUCAAA
Messenger RNA from Erinaceus europaeus (western European hedgehog), 3858 nucleotides. RefSeq names its product alanyl-tRNA synthetase 2, mitochondrial (gene AARS2). The transcript has 22 exons. Gene Ontology annotation, molecular function: nucleic acid binding; amino acid binding; ATP binding. Gene Ontology annotation, biological process: tRNA modification; alanyl-tRNA aminoacylation. Gene Ontology annotation, cellular component: cytoplasm; mitochondrion. The record is from RefSeq and is a predicted model, not a curated record. The coding region runs from base 170 to 3127 and encodes 985 amino acids. NCBI's taxonomy places the organism in Eukaryota, Metazoa, Chordata, Mammalia, Eulipotyphla, Erinaceidae.